AUGCAUUGAACACAUUUGUUUCGGAAUGACACAACUUCAGUUGAUUUUUUGCAACACCUAGAGAAAAUAGGCAGGCGACUUUUUGUCUGAAAUAAAAUAAUUAUGGCAAAUUUUAUGCAGGAUAGCGUUGUAAAAUAUGCCUGCUCAUGUGGCAUAUUAAAUCCUAUUAGCAAGUUGUUUUUCUGUCGUCAUUGUCCUAAGCUGAGGUGUGGUUUUUGUGUUUGCCACGAAGUGGAUUCCAAUUUCUGCUCUAAUUGUUUAGAAAAUAUACCCUCGUCAGAGGCACGAAACAAAAAGAACUGUUGUGCUAACUGCUUUAACUGCCCAUGCUGUCAUCAUACUCUGUCGGCAAGGGCCACAACUGUGGUCGUACAAAAAAAGCCCGAAGAAGGCGCUAAGGAUGGAGAUGGAGCUGCGGGUGCAGAUGCUAAACCCGAUCCAUCAAAGGUCAUUACGAAGAAAAUGUACUAUUUAUCUUGUUUAGCCUGUAGAUGGACUUCGAGGGAUGUUGGCAUACCCGAUCAAUCCGUGGCCACUGGGUCUUGGCCGGAUAAUGAGUGUGCCUACCAGACACGUUUCAAUGCUUUGGCUGAGUACUAUCAGGCAGUUGUGCAACAGGAUAAACAAGAACGUCAAGAGUAUUUGCGACGCAAAACUCCCAAGACUCAUAAGUUUCCCAGUUUAACUGAUCGUACCGGGCUUACUGUGUCGAUUAUACGACGUCAAAUGGGAUGGUCUGAUAAAAAUACCCAAAAAGCAAAACCGGUUAAUAUAGCCCCAGCUCAAAAUACUGAAGAUGUGGGACAAUUGCCAGAAAGUAUUUUCACGCAAAAAAUCAACUUGAGGAAUAUCACUACGGUCAAGCAGCGUCACAAUCAACCCUGUGAGCAACCAUUUACCAUAAACAAAUUGUAUCCGCAGAGACGUGGACUUUGGAUAAAACGUUCUUUGCGUUGUCGCGAAUGUGAACAUAAUGUCAUUAAACCGGAAUAUCAUCCAACUUCAGUCAAGUAUCGCAUUCAGUUAUUCGCCAGCUAUCAUGUACCCGAUGUAUUACUGGUUAAAUGUGAUCAGCCGUUGAAGGCCGGCGAACCCAAUGCAGUUAUUCUAAAACUAAGUAAUCCCACAUUGCACGAUAUGGAGAUAAAUAUUGUGGAAUUACCCACGGAGGAAGAUGAGUUAAAACUGAUUGAAGAAUUUAAACGUGCAUGCACUCUAAAGGACACCUCAUUGACAGCAGCUACUGCCAUGGAUUCGUUGAAAUCUCUUACAGGCUCUCCAAGUCUUACCGGUACAGCAAGUCUGACCAAUACUUCAUUGGUGCGACAGACAUCCAUACUCGAGGAGCCAAGAGUAGUAAAACUAAAGGUUAAUAGUAAACUGCAACCACCAGAGGCCAGUUUUAUCUUAAAUUUGAGAGAUGAUUCCAGGGAAUUCGAUGAUGAGCCGCAAACAACAACGAAAUCCGAACCAGAAUUUAUAGUAUCUCGUAAAUCGAAUAAGGUUUAUUUGAGUUUAAAAUUCAUUCCUGAUGCAGAUUUAAAGACUGGCGAUGAUGUUUAUGUCGGCUUUAACAUGCUAUACACCUAUGUUAAUACUGUAACUAAUACUCCUGAGAAGAAGGAACCAACAACACAUGUCUUGAAUUGUCGUAUUUAUGUACAAGUGGGAUCUAUUGAGGCUUAAAGCUGAAUUACUUACGUGUUCUUUCAAAAGUCAUUUAAAUGUAUUACAUUUAUGUAUUCUUUAAUUAUUUAACUCUGUAACAUUUGUCCUUUUUUGCUAUAUAUAUUCUUAUUUAUGCUUUGAAAUAAAUACUAAUGAAUUAACUCAA
Messenger RNA from Musca domestica (house fly), 1834 nucleotides. RefSeq names its product dynactin subunit 4 (gene DCTN4-p62). The transcript has 6 exons. Gene Ontology annotation, cellular component: dynactin complex. Lineage: Eukaryota; Metazoa; Arthropoda; Insecta; Diptera; Muscidae. The record is from RefSeq and is a predicted model, not a curated record. The coding region runs from base 103 to 1686 and encodes 527 amino acids.